UUUCAUUAUUGGUGUAAGCGUUAGUUUGAAUUUGUAUUACUGGAGUAUAUGUGAAGUUAUAUGUUUGUUGAUUCAAGUGAAAAACUUUUGAGAAAUCGACCAUGUAUGUUGAUUUUGUUUGAUAUAAUUAAGCAAUUGAAACGGAAAAUUUCCUAAGUGGUACUUUAAUGAUCAUCCAUUUUCAUGACAAUAUUCUUCUUCUUUUAAUUCAUUGAAAUUUCAUACCCAUUAAUUUUUAAAACUUUACUUGACAAUAUAAGAUCAUUUUUAUGGUUGUAAUAAAUAUCGCCUUAUAGUUGUAAGUAGCCUAUAAAUGUCAGUAAAAUAAUAUAUACGAAUGAAUCAUUUUGAUUAUUCCUACUCCCUGUCAUGAAUUAUUUAAUAUAUGAAAAUUAUAGGUCAUUCCAUGGUCGGAUGUUAUACAUUAUGAAAAAUAUCUGAAAAAUGUCAAUGAUAUGGAGUUCAGUUAUGUCUCGUUUGGUGGACAUCCUGAAUUAACUAAAACAGGAGGUCCAAUUCAUUUUCUUGGUUAUAUUUUUGAGCGAAGUUAUAGUGGCUGCAUACAAAAUAUACGGAUUAAUGAAGUUCCUAUAGAUCCUAGACGUAAGGCUUUCUUAGGAGAUGCUGUGGAUGGGUAUGGGAUUACUAAUUGUGGUUUCGGUUUAUGUGAAAAGAAAGAAUGCAAAAACAAUGCCUCUUGUUUGCAAACAUCUGGUUCCAGUGUUAUUUGUCAAUGCCCUUUGGGAACUUCGGGUCAACAAUGUGAACAAAGAGUUGAGCUAAUAAUGCCGUUCUACAACGGAUAUUCGUACACCGAGUAUAUCGGAUUGAGUGGAACAUCAUCAUCAUUCACCACCUUGGAACUUCAGUUUAGACCAUCACAACCAAACGGGCUGAUUUUAUAUGAAGGUUAUAGUCAUGAUAGGCGUGGGGACUUCUUGGCUAUUAUGUUAGUUCAUGGAUAUGUUGUAGUGGCGUUUGACUUAGGUUCCGGUUCAGCGUUUUUAAAGAAUGAAAAAGAAAUAAAAUUAAAUGAAUGGCACAUAGUCCAUUUUUGGCGAAUCGGUCGUGAUGGUUAUCUCCAAGUCGACUCAGAAGAGCAUAUUAUGACAAAUUACUCAUUCGGUUUACAAGUUCAGCUAACGUUAACUUACUCUUUGUAUCUUGGUGGACAUCCAAAUGCUAAUUUUAUAUCAACCCAUAUAAAACCAUUUAUUGGAUAUGCAACAAAUUUGAGUAUUGGAUUUCAAGGAUGCAUCAGUAAAAUUGAAACAAACGGAGUACUUAUUGAUCCUAUUAAGAAUGCGAUAGGUGGCGUGAAUAUUUUAAAUUGUCCUGGACAAGAAUGUGGAUUUCCAAAACCUGUAUGUUUAAACAACGGGAAAUGUUUACAGGACUUAAAAGGUUUUAGAUGUUUAUGUUCACUUGGAUUUCAGGGGAAGAACUGUAAAGAAAAAAUUAAUUGGCAAGGGAAGCAAUUAGCUACAUUUGGAGAAAACAGUUUCGUGAAAUUCACAACGAACUCAUUAAAUUAUAGACCCAAUAGUCGUCACUAUCAUAUAUCACUUGAAUUCCGGGUAUCCAACAAAAGUUUUGGAAAUGGCAUUACUUCUAUGAAAAAUUAUCUGUCAACAAGUAAUGCAUCAUUUAAGUUGUUCAAACAAUAUUUGGUCUAUGGUGUAUUUCAAAGUGUACACAAAAUACAAAAUAUAUUAAUUCAGCUUCUUCCCAGCAGAAGACUAAAAUUAGGUUUAGAGUAUGUAGAGACUGAAAAAUAUAUAGUCACCUUAUCUAACGUGACUAAUCAAUCCUCGAACAAUGAUGAAUUAUGGAAAAUUGGCCGUAACCAAUUUAGUCAACGUAUGUUGAUACAAAUGUAUGACAUUUCGGAGAAGUUAGAGUUGAAAGACUAUUGGCACAAACUGAUACUUACAAAAAGUUCAAAGGCCAUCACACUAUUUAUCAACCAAUCACAAGUUGCUCAAAUCUAUUUUAAAGAAAAUGAAGUGCAACCAGUCCAAUUGUUCUUUGGAGGAAUCCCUGAAACUCUACAUGCACAAAGACGAUACCUGGAACUGAUGAGUAAUGGAUAUUCAUCUUCACAUAAAGAGAAUGUUUUUAUCAAAUCCAAAAAUUUCAAUGGUUGCAUAAAGAAGUUAGAAAUUAAUGGACAUCCUACUUCAUUUGGUAAUGCUGCUGACGGGCAAGAUAUUACUCAAUGCACAUGA
Molecule: messenger RNA, 2228 nt
Organism: Schistosoma margrebowiei
Lineage: Eukaryota; Metazoa; Platyhelminthes; Trematoda; Strigeidida; Schistosomatidae
Source: the annotation of a GenBank genome assembly